Molecule: messenger RNA, 1569 nt
Organism: Kwoniella shivajii
Lineage: Eukaryota; Fungi; Basidiomycota; Tremellomycetes; Tremellales; Cryptococcaceae
Exons: 13
Coding region: 1-1569 (522 amino acids)
Biological process (GO): transmembrane transport
Cellular component (GO): membrane
Molecular function (GO): transmembrane transporter activity
Source: RefSeq, a predicted model, not a curated record
AUGUCUUCCAGUGACAAACAAGACAAGAACGCGGUUAUCGAACCUGUGCAACAUAUCGAGACAUAUCAUGAACACGAUAUGGACGAUAUUGAACAAGUCAAAGAACGUAAUCUCGAAGUGGCAGAUGAUGAUGCGAGAGAUUACGUUGAUACUACCAUUGUGAUCAACGAAGAUAUGAAUAAAAAAUUACGAAGGAAGAUUCACAUAAGGUUAUUACCUUUGAUGUGUCUGGCUUAUAUCACUCAAUCAUUAGAUAAGGGUACACUUGGGCCUUCCUCCAUAAUGGGCUGGCUCGAUAAUGUUGGUGCAAAGAAUCAAGAUUACGCAUUAACUUCGACUUUUUUAUGGUGUGGAAUCAUUUUGGGUGAACCAAUCGCAGGUCAAUUGGUUAGACGAUUACCAUUAGCCAAGAUUUUAGGUACAUCCAUGUUAAUUUGGAGUAUCCUAUUACUGGGCCUUACUUUUUCUUUGAGCAUACCACCUGUAUUUGCUAUCCGUUUCUUAUUGGGUUUCUUUGAAAGUGUUUUCGGUCCAGUCCUUCUUUCCAUCACUGUUCAAUGGUAUUUGAAAUCUGAGCAAGCAUUCAUUUCCUCUAUUUGGCAAAGUAUGCUGGGUGUCAGCGGAUGCGUUAUCAACCUUAUGGCUUAUGGCUUCUACCAUAUCAAAGGGCGCACACACCAUAUGUAUAGUUGGCAAUGGCUUACUUUGACCGUCGCCUUAUUCUCUUUCAUUGCAGCAAUUGUGAUACUUUUGUUUCUACCUGAUUCACCUACACGAGCACGUUGGGCGACAAAGGAAGAAAAAGUAUUAUUUGUAGAAAGAGUAAGAUCGAAUGCUCAAGGUAUCAAACAAAAAGAAUUUAAAAGAUAUCAAGUGAUUGAAGCACUCACCGAUUCAUACACUUAUCUCUUGUUCCUUUUGGCAUUGUUCAACACUUUGGUUGUUGGCGGAAUUGGUAAAUUCAGUUCAUUGCUCAUCAACAAAGCUUUUGGUUUCGAUGUUUUACAAAGUCAAUUACUUUCAAUCCCGCUUGGAUUAAUGGUAUUCUUGACUUAUAUGUUACAAUAUAUCGUAACCAAGACCAAACAAGCUCUUCUCUGCAUGAUCGCGCUCUGUAUACCGAAUAUUGCCGGUACUAUAGCUUUAAUCUGUGUUGCUCCCUCGCCCUCCAACCGAGGUGGGCUUUUGGUGGCGUUCUAUUUUAUGCAAUUCUUCCAAUCUUGUAAUCCCGCUAUCUUCUUGAUGUUAUCCCGUAAUUCAGCUGGUCAAACUAAGAAAUCUAUCACCUACGCAACUACUUAUAUGGCUUGGGCAGGCGGCAACGCAAUUGCACCUCAAUUAUUCCAAGCUCCUUGGGCUCCUAGAUAUCUCAAUUCGUUGAAAAUCCACUUGGGUUUAUAUGGAGGAUUUAUCCUUACUUGUUUGGCUAUGAGAUUGUUAUUGGUCAGGAGAAACAAAAGGAAAGUCGCUGCUCAAACUAAUUCUCAAGGUCAAGAAAUCAAUACCAAUGCAAGAGCUUUCGAAGAUUUGACAGAUAUCGAAAAUCCUGAUUUCAGAUAUUCACUCUGA